UUUGUUACGCUUGUUUCUUUCUCCUUUUCUUUCCUCCUUCCUUUUCUUUCUUCGAUAGAAUGCUGGGAAGUGAGAACCUAUCUUUUCUUCUCUCUCCUCCCGUCUUUCCUCUGCCAUUUAUCAUCUUCUUCCUCCUUUCUCCUGAUUUUUCGAUUUCUCCUCCCUCUUUCUACAUCGUAUCUUUUUCUCUCUCCUCCGAGCAGCUUCUCGUCUGCUACUUCCGACGAUUGUUGUAGCAACUGCUAUCCUUUUUCCCGGCUUGUCUUGGUUUACAUGUCCAAGGUGGAUGGAAAAUUCAAUUUUAGUCCAGUCGCUGUCAACUUCUUGACUGAGAUUAUGAAGGUUAUCUUUGCAAUUGUUAUGCUUUUGAUUCAGGAAUGCUGAGCCUGUUGAAAGCCUGAAGAAUGCACACACAUUGUUUCUUGAGAGGAUGCCAGUUGUACAUAAUGAGGCAUGCGUGUUCUAUUCAUCAGGUGUGCUGUAAUAAUUAUUACCUUUUGAUAAGCCUGAAGUUGACAAUCAAAGAAGCCUAGAAAAUGGCGAAAUCCUGUGGGGAUGAGGAAAGAGUGAUUAUCUUGUCUAAAAUGUUGGACGAGUUUGAUUAUUUGCAAUCGGAGAUAUGUUUGGAUGAGAAAAAUAGUGAUAGAUUUGAAAGUCGUAUGUCAGAGGAGGACAAAUUAGCGGCGGUAGGGAAUGGUCUCCCUUUUACUGCAACAUUUAGAGAUAAAGAGUAUGAAUUCAAAUAUACAAGACGUAAGGGGUAUGCUAUUGUUGAAUUUGACUUGGCUAGAAUGGUCCAACACCAUCCAGUAACCAUUGGCAAACGCUUUCUUAUGAUUUCGAUGCCCAACUCUUGCUACCAAUUCUUCGUAAUUCCGGAGAAUAUCACGGGGUCUGUUGUUGUUGCUGAUUCCGGAAAACCAAUCUUCCGAGUUGGACUCAUACCAAAUAAUGUGAAGAUGGUGUUUAUUGGAAAGAAAACGAUAGAUGAUGAUGAUGAUGAUGAUGAUGCCUAUGUUGUUGAAAAGGGAACAACGGGUAAUGGUAAUGGUAAUGGUAAUGGUAAUGGUAAUGGUAAUGGUAAUGGUAAUGGUAAUGGUAAUGGCAAUGGCAAUGGCAAUGGUAAUGGUAUUUAUUUUGGAGAAAAGUGUUAUGAUGAGGAAUGUGGUGUUGAUCUUGUUAGAUAUUCUGCCCAACGUGAUUUUAGUUGUGUGAGAUUCGAUGCGUGCAAAGUUGUUCUUGUUCCUAAACUAUGUUCCAUCUCUAAAGUUGAAGUUGAGAUGUUAAAGAGUUAUCUGGAUAGCAAUCGUUCGGUGAUUAUAAUUUCGCAGUCAGGGAUAUGGGAAGCAGCUCUGCGUACUCUUGCUUACCAGCUUGUUGGUGAUUUAGUCAGUGUGGUUGCUGUAAAAACUGAUUUCAGACCAUGUCUAACCGACAUCCCUUUAACCACAAGUGCUUUGGUCAGUGAAGAUGGUCUCAAGUCUGGUCGGACAGGUUUUGUCUUCAGUGCCAUAUUAUCCCAAACGUCACUUAUUCUAAACAACAAAUGAUUCUUCACAAAACUAUGGAUGUUUUUGUUUUUUGUUGAAAUAAUAUUCUAAGCAAUGCUAUGAAUAUAUUUCUCUCGA
Messenger RNA from Spinacia oleracea (spinach), 1628 nucleotides. RefSeq lists its product as uncharacterized. The transcript is spliced from 5 exons. Lineage: Eukaryota; Viridiplantae; Streptophyta; Magnoliopsida; Caryophyllales; Amaranthaceae. The coding region runs from base 537 to 1550 and encodes 337 amino acids. The record is from RefSeq and is a predicted model, not a curated record.